Messenger RNA from Pieris macdunnoughi, 1872 nucleotides. Lineage: Eukaryota; Metazoa; Arthropoda; Insecta; Lepidoptera; Pieridae. The record is from the annotation of a GenBank genome assembly.
AUGAUAACACGGAGAUGGUUCCAUCCAUAUCUAAAUGGUGUGGAUGCAGAAAAGUUACUUUUGGACCGUGGGCGAGAUGGUUAUUUUUUAGCUAGGCCAAGCAUGAGCAACAAAGGUGAUUUUACACUAUCUGUAAGAAGAGGAAGUGAGGUAACACACAUCAAAAUUCAAAAUAAUGGAGAAUUUCUUGAUCUUUAUGGAGGUGAAAAGUUUGCUACUCUCUCAGAACUAGUCCAAUAUUAUAUGGACAAUCAAGGCCAGCUGCGUGAAAUAAGUGGUAGUAUAAUUAGGUUAAAAACACCUUUAAAUUGUGCUGAUCCUACAACUGAAAGGUGGUACCAUGGUCAGCUUACAGCUAAAGAGGCAGAAAGAAUGAUGCUGGAAAAUGGUAGAAGUGGUUCGUUUCUUGUAAGAGAAUCACAAAGGCAACCUGGUGAUUUUGUUUUAUCAGUGCGCACAAGAGAUCGUGUAACACACGUCAUAAUAAGACGUAAAGACAAUAAGUAUGAUGUUGGUGGAGGUCAACAGUUUGAUGACCUCGUUAGCCUAAUUGAACACUACCGCAAUUACCCCAUGGUUGAAACAACAGGGGAUGUUCUCAGACUAAUACAACCCUUUAAUGCUACUCGUAUUCAGGUACAACACUUUCAUACACGUGUCAAACAAUUACAAAAAGAAAAUGAGGGUCCAAUAGAAAGCAUGGCAUAUAAACAAGGUUUUUGGGAAGAGUUUGAGACAUUACAGAUGAUGGAAAACUUGCAGUUAUUUGAUAGGAUGGAAGGUUCAAAACCUGAGAAUAUAAGAAAAAAUAGAUACAAAAAUAUUAUACCCUUUGACCAUACAAGAGUGGUUUUAAAUGAUAUUCCUCCAGAUGCCCCACCUGGUUCUGAUUAUAUUAAUGCUAACUACAUUAGGUCUGAUUUUAUUGACACACCAGAGCAUGAUACUAAUGGAACAUAUGAAAAUUCCUCUCAACAUGGCUUUUCUAAACGAGAUCUAAAAGAUAAGUCAUCUCCAGUACACACCCCAGUUAUUAUAACAGAAGAAACUCCUUCAGAAACUGGAAAGACAAAUGGAACUUACAAACCAAAAACUGAGCCUUCAAUCCCUCAACCUACAAAUUAUAUUGAUGCAGUUGGCCAAAAAAGAGUACAGAAAAAUGUAGUUAAUGGGGACCCAGAAAAUGUGUACAACAAACUAUACAUUGCUACACAAGGAUGCCUUUCCACCACAAUUUAUCAAUUCUGGUCAAUGAUAUGGCAGGAAGAUGUGCGCAUUAUUAUUAUGACUACAAAAGAGAUUGAGCGUGGCAAAGUAAAAUGUGAACGUUACUGGCCUGAAGUAAAUAAAACAGAAGUUAUAAAGAAAUACACUAUUUAUAAUGAAUCUGAAUCAUCAACUCAAGAUUAUACACUAAGACGCUUUAUUGUAACAAAAAAGGAUGAGUCUGAUGUAAAAAGGACUAUAUACCACUUUCACUUUACUGCAUGGCCAGAUCAUGGUGUCCCUUCAGAGCCAGGCCGAGUACUGAACAUUUUACUAGAUGUGAAUUUCAGGCUGCAGCAGAUUAUGACAGGCCCGGAGCCACCUGAGCAAGCUGUAGUGUGUGUCCACUGCUCAGCUGGUAUUGGUCGCACAGGCACUUUCAUUGUCAUUGACAUGAUAUUGGAUCAAAUAAGGAAAGAAGGGUUUGACUGCGAAAUCGACGUACAUCGCACUGUACAAAUGGUAAGAGACCAGCGCUCUGGUAUGGUCCAGAAUGAAGCUCAGUACAAAUUUAUUUACAUGGCCUUGUUAGAAUUUAUUGAAACUGAAAAGCAACGGGUGGGUUUAAUAGCAGCGGAACCUGCGCCUGAUUCGCCCCGUGUAUGA